AUGCAAACACAAGUCUAUAGAAGUGGCUGUGCAGGUCCUGGCAGACUUGAAGAACAAGCAUCCUCAUGGAGCUGUGAGCACGGCAAGGAAAGGAAAAUGGCAAGCGGAACGAUGGACCCUCAACCUGUAUUACACCAAACACACACUGAUCACAAAUCUUCAAAAGAGAAGAUGGAAGAGAUGAAGAAUCCCAUCUCCAGCACUUUUAAAAGCCAAGACAUUGCUGCCCUGGCUGAAAAACUGGCAAAUCUUGCCCAGAACACCCCUCUGCGAUUCAGUGAUGAAGCAAUGAGACCAACGACUAUAAGCCAUUCUCGAUUUGGCAGUUAUAGCCAACACUCAUUCUUUUCAAGGCAUAAUCCCCACCCUCAUCGGGUCACACAUAUUCAAGGGCUUAAUGGGAUCCCCAUAUGUAUUGUGAAUGAUGACUGGUCUGUCACCUCCCCUCUGUAUCCUCAUCCUAUGAUGAAGAACCAGCUCCCCACUAACCUGCUGGGUGUUCCCAGUCUGCCUAUAGGAGAUCCACGUAGUAACAAAGUUCCAUAUCUGACGUCAGGUGGCAUAUCUGAAGCAUGGCGAGAAGAGCUGAAAGAGUUGGCUACAAAAGUUGCUGUUGCUGAUAAAAAGACAGAAAAGAAAGAGAAGGAGGAACCACGGAGGUCCACACAGUACUCAGCAGAAACUGGACGCAUCAUUCCUGCAUCUGCCCGAGCCUUGACCAGACGUGGCUCCCGAAAACAGAACAGCAAAGGAAAACAUGAAAACUCCUCUUUCCAAGACCAAGAACUUCUAGUACUGGAGUUACUUUGCCAGAUUCUACAAACAGAUUCUCUGUCUGCCAUCCAACAGUGGCUUCUGUCUGCUGGCCAAAGAGAGAAAGACCUUGUCAUGAACAUGAUCCAGACAGCAACUGCCAAUGUGGACCCGGAAUCCCAAACCAUGGGGGAGAGGCUUAAUUCCCAGAAUGCUUUAGGACUGCUGUCAAGAGAUGAACAUAUUCAAAGAACUUUAAACAGUAGUUCGCAGAAACAGAAACCAGAACCCAUUCCUGAGGAAGACAAACCAGAACGUAUUGGUACUGCAGAAGUCUUACAGAUACAUUCAGCAGACAAUGAAAACCAGAGCAAGCCUGAGUGCGAUAAAUGA
Staurois parvus is the source of this 1146-nucleotide messenger RNA. NCBI's taxonomy places the organism in Eukaryota, Metazoa, Chordata, Amphibia, Anura, Ranidae. The record is from the annotation of a GenBank genome assembly.